Messenger RNA from Tigriopus californicus, 2434 nucleotides. Its product is annotated as matrix metalloproteinase-14-like. NCBI's taxonomy places the organism in Eukaryota, Metazoa, Arthropoda, Copepoda, Harpacticoida, Harpacticidae. Gene Ontology annotation, cellular component: extracellular matrix. The transcript is spliced from 2 exons. The record is from RefSeq and is a predicted model, not a curated record. Bases 99 to 1757 code for a protein of 552 amino acids. Gene Ontology annotation, biological process: extracellular matrix organization; proteolysis; collagen catabolic process. Gene Ontology annotation, molecular function: metalloendopeptidase activity; zinc ion binding.
GACGACUGACUUAUGGCGGCAACUCUAGAGGUUUUGGUUCAAACGGAGAAAUAGAUUCAUGUCUCUCAACUUCAGUGUCUCAUGGACUUUAGAAGAGGAUGAAGCCUGAUAAGUUUAGUCAUGGGACGUUUUCACUUCUCAUUCUUUCAGGGCUAUGUUACUCUGUUUACUCGUUGCCCGUUAAACAGGACUCUCAAUCAAGUGCCUUGUUCUACCUCAUGAAUUACGGUUACAUUCAAUCAGACGAGAACGCCAAUACUCAAGCAUUACUCUCGGGUGAUGGAAUUAAAAAGGCCGUCAAAGAUUUCCAGGCCUUCGCUGGUUUGGAUCAAACUGGCGAGCUCACAUCAGAAACGGUUGAACUUAUGAACACUCCGAGAUGUGGUGUGGGCGAUCAAAUUGGACAUGGGGCAAAUGCCAGGCGGAAGAAACGUUACGCUCUCCAAGGAAGUCGUUGGAGUCGCGAUGUCCUCACUUAUCGAAUCACAAAGUAUCCUUCGACUGAUCGUUUAAGCAAAUCUGAGGUGGACUCGCAAAUCAAGGAGGGGUUCACUCUCUGGGAAAGGCAAACCAACCUCAAGUUCGAGGAGAAAUCCUCAGGCUCCAUACAUAUUGAAAUCCGCUUUGAGAAACGCGAACACGGCGAUGGCGAUCCGUUUGAUGGGGCGGGGGGUACUUUAGCUCACGCCUACUUCCCUCAAUUCGGUGGAGAUGCUCACUUUGAUGACGAGGAGUUUUGGACCAUCGACUCGUUUCGAGGAACGAACCUUCUGCAAACUGCUGCCCAUGAAUUUGGACAUUCUCUGGGUCUGUCCCAUUCGGAUGUUCGAGAUGCUCUCAUGGCUCCAUUCUAUCGAGGAUGGAUACCUAACUUGGAACUGCAUCCCGAUGACAUCGCGGCAAUUCAAGCACUCUAUGGAACGAAAACCAAAGAGGAAGAUGAAAAUCCCCCUAGGACCCCGGGGAACACGGAUAAUGAUGAUGACGAUGAUGAAAAUGAAGAUGAUAAUAAUGAUGAACGAGAUCCUCCUUCCAAUGGAGAUAACGAAGAUCUCUGCGACGACACCGGAUUCGAUACCAUAUUCAGUACUACUGAUGGGACGUUUUAUGUCUUCAAAGGCUCAAACUAUUGGAAACUCACGGAUGAUAGCGUGGAACGCGGGUAUCCGAGAAAGAUUGCCGACGACUGGUCAGGGCUUCCAGACAAUGUGGAUGCCGCCGUGACUUGGCCAGCCAAUAAGAAGACUUACAUCUUCAAGGGAUCCGAGUAUUGGCGAUUCGAAAACCAGGAGGCCGAUUCCGGUUACCCGAAGCGGAUCUCCGAGGGUUUCGAGGACAUUCCCAAUGAUGUGGACGCUGCCUUCAUUUGGGGUGGCAAUGGGAAGAUCUACUUCUUCAAGAACAAUGAAUACUGGAAGUUCGACCCGACCAAACGCCCACCGGUUCGAUCCGUCUACCCAAGACCUCUUAGUAAUUGGGAGUUGCCCAAUGGCGUGGUUGGGGCCAUUCAAUGGUCCAACAAGUACACUUACUUCUUCACCCGAGACAGUUACUACCGAUUCAAUGACCGUCGGUUCUCGUUGGAUCGGGGAGAACCCGGAUUCCCGAGGAAAACUGGUCCCUGGUGGUUUGGUUGCCCUUCGGAUGGCUCGUUUUCACCGGCUCAAGCCAAGAAGGAAGCCGCUUCAAUCAGCUUGUUCGAUGAUGAAGGCGACGAGUUACUUGAUGUUGUGCCUGGUGAUGAGGAUAAGAAAUAGAAUAGAUACCACCCAUUGUCGUUGGACGGAUUUCUUGAACCUUGACACGGCAUUUUGAGUUAGAUAUACAUAUAUUUAUUCGGAAUCUAUGAGUCCACUGGGAUUGAAAACAUAAUUAGUUACGUGUGAGGUUUUUGCAUGGAGAUAAAUUCACAAAAUAGUAAUACUAGGCCCAAAAAAUAAAUCUUACAUCAUCACAGCAACAGACAUCGAGAAAAGUCAUUGUGGCCUAUCAUCUUUUCAUCAAUCGACGGAGACAUUACCGCUUUCAUUUGCCCGUCCAACGCUUAUGGGGAUCGGAUUAUUUUCAACUAAAAUAUUGGACAAGACUGUUUGGGACGUCAAUUUGGGUAUGAUUGGGCCGAAAGAAAAGCCCCGAGAGUGUAUUAUCUCGGGCAAGAAGAGUCAAUGAGUUUUUAUCUUUGGAUCAACAGGGCUAGUGCAACAGAAGUGAUCUUCUUGUGCAUUUAGGAACGUUGAAGUAUUUGGUUGGUUCAAUAAUCAAAAUAAAGAGUCUUGGGGCGCUAAGUACGGAAAUGCGUGGAUUGAAUACGGUGGGAGUGAUUUCAUGUAUCUUAAGUUGCGAUUGCGAGUUAGAGAGAAGUGCAUACGAGUGUUUUUUUACGUGUUGAGAGGAGCACAUUCGAAGGAUGAAUUCUCGGGACUGGAUUUCCAAA